Talaromyces atroroseus is the source of this 2871-nucleotide messenger RNA. Its product is annotated as Coatomer subunit beta. Bases 1 to 2871 code for a protein of 956 amino acids. Lineage: Eukaryota; Fungi; Ascomycota; Eurotiomycetes; Eurotiales; Trichocomaceae. Gene Ontology annotation, biological process: intra-Golgi vesicle-mediated transport; intracellular protein transport; endoplasmic reticulum to Golgi vesicle-mediated transport. Gene Ontology annotation, molecular function: structural molecule activity. The transcript is spliced from 5 exons. The record is from RefSeq and is a predicted model, not a curated record. Gene Ontology annotation, cellular component: COPI vesicle coat; cytoplasm.
AUGGCGUCGUUUCUGGAAAAUUCGUACAGCCUGGUCCACCAGGACAACUCGGCCGACCAGCCGAACCAGCAGGAGCUAAAAACGCAAUUGGAGAGGGGCACCGACGAGACAAAGCAGGAGACUAUGCGGAGGAUCAUAACAAUCAUGCUCAACGGCGACCCCAUGCCUGGGCUGCUCAUGCAUAUCAUUCGCUUUGUCAUGCCAUCCAAGAACAAGCCCCUGAAGAAACUGCUUUAUUUCUAUUACGAGAUAUGCCCGAAACUUGACGCCAGUGGGAGAUUGAAGCAAGAGAUGAUUCUAGUCUGUAACGGUAUCCGAAACGACCUACAACAUCCUAACGAGUACAUCCGGGGCAACACUCUUCGUUUCCUCUGCAAGCUCCGGGAGCCUGAACUCAUUGAACCCCUCCUCUCCUCCGCUCGCUCUUGCCUGGAACAUCGUCAUGCCUAUGUGCGAAAGAACGCCGUGUGGGCGGUAUCGUCGAUCUUCCAGCAUUCUGAAUCGCUGAUUCCUGAUGCCCCCGAGCUUAUUCAAACCUUCCUUGGAUCGGAGAGCGAUCACACCUGCAAGCGAAAUGCAUUUGCCGCUCUGAUGUCCAUCAGCCACCAAAAGGCUUUGGAAUAUUUGAGCCAAACUUUCGACAGCAUACCAAAUGCCGAUGAAUUAAUCCAAUUAGUUGAGCUUGAGUUUAUUCGAAAGGAUGCUAUUCAGAAUGCACAGAAUAAGGCACGGUAUCUGCGAUUGAUCUUCGAUCUUCUGGAUGCAUCAGCAAGUACUGUCAUAUACGAAGCUGCCACGUCCCUUACCGCCCUCACCAGCAACCCUGUAGCUGUCAAGGCUGCGGCAUCAAAAUUGAUAGAGCUUAGCAUCAAGGAAGCCGAUAAUAACGUGAAACUCAUCGUUCUCGACAGAGUAGAUCAACUGAGGAUCAGGAACGAGGGUGUACUCGAUGAUUUGACCAUGGAGAUCUUGCGCGUUCUUUCUAGCCCCGAUCUCGAUGUUCGGCGCAAGGCCCUCAGCAUUGCAUUGGAAAUGGUGUCUAGCAAGAAUGUGGAAGAAAUUGUGAUGCUCCUGAAGAAGGAACUUGCAAAGACCGUGGAUGAACAGUACGAGAAGUCGAGCGAAUAUCGCCAACUCCUGAUCCAAUCCAUUCAUCACUGCGCCAUCAAGUUUUCGGAAAUUGCCGCCAGCGUCGUCGACUUGCUGAUGGACUUCAUCGGUGACUUCAAUAACAACUCGGCCGUUGAUGUCAUUUCUUUCGUCAAAGAGGUCGUUGAAAAAUUCCCUAAGCUCCGUGGAUCGAUUAUUGAACGCCUAGUAGCCACCUUAAGCGAAGUACGAGCUGGAAAAGUCUACCGCGGUGUUCUUUGGGUGGUUGGAGAAUACUCCCUGGAAACAAGCGAUAUCCGCGAGGCUUGGAAACGUAUCAGAGCCAGUCUAGGAGAGAUUCCUAUCUUGGCCUCGGAGCAACGGUUAUUGGAUGAAGUACCUGACGAGAAUGCGGUUGCGCUCGAUCAAGUCAACGGCCAUACAAAGUCAGCAGCCCCGAGUGGAUCGCGUAAAGUCCUCGCCGAUGGAACAUACGCUACUGAGAGCGCAUUAACAAGUCAAUCAGCCGUUGCCGCUAAGCUAGAGGCAGUCAAAGCUGCUCAGAAGCCUCCAUUACGCCAACUUAUCCUCGACGGCGAUUACUAUCUUGCAACAGUUCUCUCAUCGACUUUAACAAAACUGGUCAUGCGACACUCCGAGGUCUCCCAAGAUGCUGCCCGCACCAACGCUCUUCGCGCCGAAGCCAUGCUCAUCUUGAUCUCCAUCAUCCGAGUUGGACAGUCUCAAUUUGUAAAGGCACCAAUUGACGAGGACUCGGUAGAUCGUAUCAUGACUUGCGUGCGUUCUCUGGCCGAGUUCGCUGAGAGGAAGGAGCUUGAGACUACGUUUUUGGAGGACACUAGGAAAGCGUUCAGGACUAUUGUACAAACAGAGGAGAAGAAACGGGCUGCUAAAGAAGCGUCUGAGAAGGCUAAGGUUGCCGUUCAGAUUGAUGACGCCAUUCCCAUCCGACAGCUGGCUAAGAAGAAUGCUGGAGAAGGCGCCGAUGAAAUUGAGCUGGAUCUCAUCAAGGCUACAGGAGGUGAUGCAGAUGUUGAGGAUCUGUCUUCGAAACUCAGUCGCAUUGUUCAAUUGACAGGAUUUUCUGAUCCGGUUUAUGCCGAAGCCUACGUUCAGGUCCACCAAUUCGAUAUAGUGUUGGAUGUGCUUUUGGUCAAUCAAACUACAGAGACGUUACAAAAUCUGUCCAUCGAAUUUGCAACCCUCGGAGACUUGAAGGUUGUGGAGCGCCCAACGACGCAAAAUCUGGGACCUAGGGAUUUCUUGAAUGUUCAAGCCACAGUCAAAGUAUCGUCGACCGAUGCUGGUGUCAUCUUUGGAAACGUCGUUUACGAUGGAUCCAGUUCCACAGAGUCUCAUGUGGUCAUCCUAAACGACAUCCACGCCGACAUUAUGGACUAUAUCCAACCAGCUCACUGCACUGAAACUCAGUUCCGAACCAUGUGGACAGAGUUUGAGUGGGAAAAUAAGGUCAACAUAAACACCAAGGCCAAGGAUUUGCGCGAGUUCCUCAAGCAACUGAUGGAGAGCACUAACAUGACCUGCUUGACACCCGAUGCAUCUCUGCAGGGCGACUGCCAGUUCCUUAGCGCCAAUCUAUAUGCUCGCAGCGUAUUUGGCGAGGAUGCACUGGCGAAUCUGAGUAUCGAGAAAGAGGGAGACGACGGUCCCAUCACAGGAUUCGUCCGGAUAAGAAGUCGCUCACAAGGUCUCGCCUUAGCCUUGGGUAACCUGAAGGGGCUGAAGGCAUCUGCUGCAUAG